Messenger RNA from Zasmidium cellare ATCC 36951, 318 nucleotides. RefSeq lists its product as uncharacterized. The coding region runs from base 1 to 318 and encodes 105 amino acids. The record is from RefSeq and is a predicted model, not a curated record. NCBI's taxonomy places the organism in Eukaryota, Fungi, Ascomycota, Dothideomycetes, Mycosphaerellales, Mycosphaerellaceae. The transcript has 2 exons.
AUGACCACCAGAAUGCAGCCCAUGCCUUGGGCGCCAAUGUGCCGUGUUCUCACCGCCGACGUCGUCGAUCAAGCAUCUCGCCACAUCGACAACCUCUGCAACCUCAGCGAGGAGCACCUGGUUCUGCUUUGGCAGCAGAUGCCGACAUCACCCAUCGCCGACCUCGUCGACGACCCCGCCACCACCGCUGCUUCUGUUGAUGCAAAUGUCCACCACGCGCAGAUGUCAGGUGGCCUCGGCCGUGGAACUCAAGAUCGGCGAGAAGAGCAUGGUGCUGCCGUGGGUGGCGACCCCCUCACCGUCCACGUAGAUGCCUAG